Molecule: messenger RNA, 970 nt
Organism: Nanorana parkeri
Lineage: Eukaryota; Metazoa; Chordata; Amphibia; Anura; Dicroglossidae
Gene: ZNHIT6
Product: zinc finger HIT-type containing 6
Exons: 10
Coding region: 32-970 (312 amino acids)
Biological process (GO): snoRNA localization; maturation of LSU-rRNA from tricistronic rRNA transcript (SSU-rRNA, 5.8S rRNA, LSU-rRNA); box C/D snoRNP assembly
Cellular component (GO): nucleus; pre-snoRNP complex
Source: RefSeq, a predicted model, not a curated record
GUGGAUUGCACGUGUGCACCAGGGAGCUGCCAUGGACUCUCUGCUCCUACCUGAGGCUGUGGGAAUUGAUGGGGCCCCGGAGGUGUCAGUCACCAUGCAACCGAAGAGGAAGAUGUCCCUGUGCAGCUGUGAGACCUGUGGAGGUGAAGAAGCCAGGUAUAAAUGCCCCCGCUGUAUGAAGUACUCAUGCAGCUUACCCUGUGUAAAAAAACACAAAGUGGAGUCUGCGUGCAACGGGGUCCGAGACAAGACGGCCUUUGUGGCCUUAAAUACAUUCAGCGACAUACACCUGCUGAACGAUUAUCGUUUUCUGGAAGAUGCCGGAAGGGUGUCUGACUGCACUUCAAGAGACACAUCGUUGUUGCGACACACAACUAAUAAAUUUUUGAACGUCUUAAAGAGUAAAGCUCGGAAACAUGACAUAGAUCUGAAAAUUCUGCCAAUUGGGUUUUCAAAAAGAAGAGCAAAUUCUACAUUUUAUAACAGAAAAGAGCAGAAAUUUUACUGGCACUUGAAGCUUGUGUUUCCUCACUGUCAAGCAGAAUUCACAGAUAAGAGGGUUCCAGAUGACAGAACACUUGGCGAGAUUCUGAAAAAUUACAUUGAUCCGACACAGUCCGAUCCAACCAUUCGACAAAGGUUAAAGGAGUAUGUGGGAUCUCCUUGUGAUGUAAAGGUCUUUAUGGAAGCAGAAAAGAAGGAGCCUGGUCCAAAGAGGUAUUAUGAGCUGGAUAUCAGUAGAAGUCUGAGAGCGAAUCUCCAGAAGAAGACAGUAGUUGAGUUUCCAACUUUGUAUGUGACGUUGAAAGGCUUCAGCAAAGACAUGGUGUUGGUGGAUCAAGUGGAGAAAAAUGUCCCCUUCCCAAUGGUGUUGAGAAUGCAACCCUUGCAGACCGCUUACAAGAUCAUCGAUGUCAUGUCGUUGGCUCUGCUAAGUGGUGUAGGACCUGGUACUAUGCAGGCACCAUAA